Parathielavia appendiculata is the source of this 1858-nucleotide messenger RNA. RefSeq lists its product as uncharacterized. NCBI's taxonomy places the organism in Eukaryota, Fungi, Ascomycota, Sordariomycetes, Sordariales, Chaetomiaceae. The coding region runs from base 367 to 1632 and encodes 421 amino acids. The record is from RefSeq and is a predicted model, not a curated record. The transcript has a single exon. Gene Ontology annotation, molecular function: kinase activity; ATP binding.
GUCGUAUGCUACUUCCAGUGCAAACAACUUAAACAAAGAUUGAAGUGAGAGGGAGCCUCAAUUACGUUUACGUACGGAGCACCUCGCGGCCGGGCCCGACUACGGAGCCGAAUGUAACCCUGAGCCUGCCUUGAUUAUCCUUUGUGAUUCUGGUGUUGUUGUCCUGAUGCAGUCGAUCCCCGUUCUGUACGUCCGCUGAUGAUGUGGUUAGUUAAGCCCUCCGUUAUUUCUUUCCACGCCUGUGACCUCCAGCAUCAAGCUUUGCGUUUUGCCUGUUUAGAAUAUAGCCGGGAUCGGUCGAGACAUUUCGCAAAAUUCCCUCUCAUCGCCGCGGCUUGAACCCACCGCGAAGCAGCUUCACCAGCCAUGAACCGUACCGAGCCUCUGCUUCCGGACAACCCAACCCCAACCAUCAAAGCUCCCCUCACCGCUGAAGAGACCGCUCGCAUCCUCUCCGCCUGGCAACUCACCCCUGCCCAGCACAGCUCGAUCUUACAGACCCAAAUUCUCCCGGCCGAGCUGCACCCCUUCCUUCCCUCUACCACCAACAACACCAACCAGCUCCCAACUAUCACCGCCAGCACCACCCGCCCCAAAGCAGUCCUAAUCUUAGGCCAAACAGGCGCAGGCAAAACUCGCCUUGCCCCCCUCCUCCUCUCGGCACUCACCAGCCUAUCCCCAACCAGAACCCCACUCCACCUCAUAGCAGACACCUUCAAGACCUACCAUCCCUUCUACACUACCUGCCUGUCCCAGCACCCGAAUCUCGCCUCUCGCCUCACAAGACGCGACGCCGCCGCGUGGCUGCUCGCCGUGUGCACCCACGCCGCACAAGCGCACCAUCCCGCCGUGCUGGUUGAAACAGCCUGUCGACGACCAUCCGACUUUCAGCGCAUCGUCAAAGCGUUUGCGACCGAGGGGUAUGAUGUACGGGUUGUCGUGCUGGCCGUGCCCCCCGCGCUGAGUAGGCUUGGGAUUCUAGUGCGGUACUGGCGCCGGCUGCCCGAGGCCGGGUCGCAGCGGCACGGGUUGCCGGUGCGGCUGACGCCGCGGGUGGUGCAUGACGAGAGUUGGGAGGGGUUGAGGGUUGCUGUGGGGUGGGUUGAUAGGCUUCUUCUUCUUCUUUUUCGGGCUACGCAUUCUCCUGCUUCUAGCACCACCAUUGGCACAACUGGCACUGCUGGUGCUGGCGGUGGUCGUAAGGAAGGGGACAAAGAAGAAGAAGAAGAAGAACUAGAAGAAGAAGAGGAAGAAGAAGGCCGCGUGGAGAGGGUUGUUGUGGUGCGGAGAAACGGCGGGGUUGUGUAUGAUAGUGAAACGAGUAGGAGGAGCAAGGGGCAAGAGGAGGCAGGUGAGGCGGGAGAGGUGUCGUGGGCGUUGGAGCAGGAGUGGGUGAAGGGGUUGUCUGUUGAGGAGAGGAGGACGGCCGAGGAGGAUUUGCAGAUGCUGAGAGGGUUGGGGGACCCAGAUGUGGAUAGGGAGAUCGACGAGGUCGAGGGGCUUCUGGCUGAGCUGGGGUCGCAUGAGCCGGUUGGAAAUGUGGUGCCAUUCGAUGCCGUGAACUUCGUGUCGACGUCGGUAGUUAGAUUACCACAUUGCCUUGACAUCUUGGGUCAUCAUGUAGGACACUAGCCUUGAUUUUGGGUUCCCAGCGGAAAUGUUGGAGGGCCGGAGGAUGAGAGAUGGAAAAAACAAUGAGAUUACAGUAGGCGGACGACUACACCUCCCUCACACAUGACAUCCGCCGUUCUACACUCCGAUAACCGAAACCUUAAACAUCAGACGCACCAAUUCACCCGUCUAGAUUGAAAUGUUAUAUAUACCUGUAGAUUAGCUGCUUAUAGUAGUUGUAUUGUAC